GCACGAAUAAUUUACGACGAUUUCAUUUCGAUUCUAUCAGCUAAGGAAGUAUCACUUGAUUCACAUGUUAGGGAAGCAAUUAACAAUGAUAUGAUCCAUCCAACCGUACAUAUGUUCGAUGAAGCGCAAUAUCAAAUUUACACGUUAAUGCAACGUGAUUCGUAUCCUCGUUUUAUUGCCUCAACAAUGUAUAAAAGAAUUUUAGAUUCUUAUGGACAAAUGGAAGAGCUUUAA
Molecule: messenger RNA, 234 nt
Organism: Acanthocheilonema viteae
Lineage: Eukaryota; Metazoa; Nematoda; Chromadorea; Rhabditida; Onchocercidae
Source: the annotation of a GenBank genome assembly